AUGCAUAAUGUUGAUUUACAAACAGAUUUCACCGACCCAGAGUAUAGACAUGAACUUGACCAUGUUGACGUCGAGUACUCUCCUAACGUCCUAUUUCAAGGCAUGACUUUCAACACAAAGGAGGAAGUCCAACAUGUGUUAAAUGCAUAUCAUAUAAAGAAAGGUUUGUAUUACAGGGUGGAGAAAUCGUCACCAACAUUAAUUGUUGCAGGCUGUGUUAACAUUACAUAUGAUUGGAGGUGCAGAGCGGCUUUUAUUACUACAAGCCAAAAAUGGGAGCUUCGUAAGGUAUUAGGUGAACAUUCUUUUUCAUCCCCUAUUAUCACACAAGAUCAUGUUAACAUUGGCUAUGUAUAUAUCAACAAAAGUAUUCUUGCUUUGGUGGAGAGUGAUCCAUCUAUUUCAAUUCCAACAAUAAUAGCACACAUCAAAAGUGCUGAAGGGUACACAAUCUCAUACCGCAAAGUGUGGAUGGCAAAGCAAAAGGCAAUUAAAGACUUACAUGGCAACUGGGAACAAUCUUACCAUGAUUUACCCAAGUUGCUCAAUGCCAUGAGUGGAUUUCUUAAUGAAUUUGUUGUUGAGAAGCAAACAAGGCCACUAUACAACCAACAAGGUGAGAUGGUUCAUCAUUAUGUUCAAAUCCAUAGAGCAUUUUGGACACUUAAACCUUGUAUCGAUGGGUUCAAAUACUGCAAGCCCAUUGUUCAAGUUGAUGGCACAUUCUUGUAUGGCAAAUACAAAGGAACUCUCCUUGUGGCCGUGGCUCAAGACGGUAACAACAAAAUCUUUCCAAUUGCCUUUGCAAUUAUUGAGGGUGAAACAGUAGAUGCAUGGUUUUUCUUUCUACAUUAUCUCAAAAGACAUGUUUGCCCUCAAGAUGGCCUUUGCUUAAUUUCAGACAGGAACAAGUCCAUCAAAGCAGCCUACGCUAGACAAGGCAAUGGUUGGACACCCGACAAUUCAGUGCAUGUGUUCUGUAUUCACCAUAUUGCCCAAAACUUCAUGAGGCAUUUCAAGAACACAGAACGAAAAAAAUUAAUCAUCAAUAUGGGUAUGUACUUCUUAUCAUUAAUUACUGAUAUUUGUUUGACCAUAUUUCAACAAUACUAA
This is a messenger RNA of Cajanus cajan (pigeon pea), 1113 nucleotides long. Lineage: Eukaryota; Viridiplantae; Streptophyta; Magnoliopsida; Fabales; Fabaceae. The record is from RefSeq and is a predicted model, not a curated record.